Molecule: messenger RNA, 765 nt
Organism: Hevea brasiliensis (rubber tree)
Lineage: Eukaryota; Viridiplantae; Streptophyta; Magnoliopsida; Malpighiales; Euphorbiaceae
Product: gibberellin-regulated protein 3
Exons: 3
Coding region: 336-653 (105 amino acids)
Source: RefSeq, a predicted model, not a curated record
UACCCUUGUAUUUAGCAAAUAAAAUCGAAUUUUCAACCUGUUGAUGUGAUAAAUUAGAGAUGUGGAGGGAAAAUUAAACAUUAAAUUUUAAGACUCUGUUCCCUUGGCCAAAAAAUAUUAUAUAACUUAACAAAAGGUACAGAUACAAUGGCAACCAGAAUAAAAACAAAGCCUGUGGGCGAGUUGGUAAUUGAGAAUAAGCCACCAAGAACCGCCUAUAAAUAAAGUGCUACGCUCAGACUCGGUGGACUCAGUACCCCUAGCACUUUCUUAACAACCCCAUUUAGAUCACAUUUCAAACGCCUUCAGACUGGUGGUCCUGUAGCUGCUUCCAAAUGGCUUUACGCUCCCUUCUUUUGGUGGCAAUCUUUCUUUUCUGCAUAGCACAGGUUUCAUCUGACGUCGAGAUUGAAGAGCAAAGCACCCAGCUGGUGAAAGGAGCUAACAGAAGGCUCUUGCCAUUCUUGGAUUGUGGAGGGUUGUGCAAGGUGAGGUGCAGUUUGCAUUCGAGGCCUAAUGUAUGCACAAGAGCAUGUGGCACCUGUUGCUUUAGGUGCAAGUGCGUGCCUCCAGGCACCUCUGGAAACAGAGAAGUCUGUGGGAAAUGUUACACUGACAUGACUACUCAUGGCAACAAAACCAAGUGCCCUUAGAAUGCUAUAGGAACUUCCUCUGUUCUCGUAUUAAAUAAUAUUCAGUUGGGUUUAUAUAUGGAUUCUCUGUUCUUGAAUGUUAAUUAAUGCAAUCAUGAAGCUUGUGUGCAAA